AUGGGUGAAGUGGAAGAGACUUGGCUCCGGGGAUGUGGAGAUGUGUAUUUAGCAACCGUAACAAAGCCAGUCCCCCGAUCAGUUGCCGUCAAAUAUUGUGAAUCGCCCAGCCCUUUCCUUCAGAAGGAAUAUAGGGUUCUUCGCCACUUUCUUAAUUCACCUAAUAUCGUUCAAUGCUACGGUGAAAGCAUAACUAUUGAAGACGGUGUAACAAAUCAUAACCUGCUUCUCGAAUACGCCGCUGGAGGCAAUCUUUUGAAUUUGAUCAACACGUACGGUGGGGAAAUUCCAGAAUCUGAUGUGAUACACACUAGGAUGAUUGUUCAAGGGCUUUGCGUUAUUCAUGAAAAGGGUUACAUUCAUUGUAUCAAACCGCAGAAUAUUUUGGUUUCUCGUUCCAAUCAACCGGCUUCUCUUAGUACUUUGAAGAUCGCUGAUUUUGGGUUGGCCGAAGAACCUGGAGAAGAGACGAGGAUGCAUAGUAUCACCUUAUCAUCGAGGUACUUUGGUUAUGUCACCGGAAACUUUUUAUUAUGGACAAAUCAGUGCUGCAAUGGAUAUAUGGUCGCUGGGAUGUACCAUUGUCGAGAUGAAGAACGGAACACCUCCAUCAAUGGAAACAACCGAUAUGAUCCCCCCACAAAUGUCCAAGUCCGGAAAGAUUUUUUGAAGAGAUGCUUCGCUAUGGAUCCCAAUCAACGAUGGACUGCAAAGAUGCUUCUAACUCAUGAAUUUCUUUGUCCCAAUUAUGUUCGAAAGAAAAUUUUUCUUCCACAUGCUAUGAUGCAUCAAAACCGCAAUGCGUUGAAUCAGCUAUCUCAAGUCGAAGGCCUGUACUGA
Messenger RNA from Hibiscus syriacus, 840 nucleotides. Its product is annotated as cell division control protein 7-like. Bases 1 to 840 code for a protein of 279 amino acids. Gene Ontology annotation, molecular function: ATP binding; protein kinase activity. The transcript has a single exon. Gene Ontology annotation, biological process: protein phosphorylation. The record is from RefSeq and is a predicted model, not a curated record. Lineage: Eukaryota; Viridiplantae; Streptophyta; Magnoliopsida; Malvales; Malvaceae.